This is a messenger RNA of Trichoplax adhaerens, 1290 nucleotides long. RefSeq lists its product as uncharacterized. NCBI's taxonomy places the organism in Eukaryota, Metazoa, Placozoa, Uniplacotomia, Trichoplacea, Trichoplacidae. The transcript has 8 exons. Gene Ontology annotation, cellular component: nucleolus; nucleoplasm. The coding region runs from base 1 to 1290 and encodes 429 amino acids. Gene Ontology annotation, molecular function: protein binding. The record is from RefSeq and is a predicted model, not a curated record.
AUGGAGUCGAUAAAUCAGUCCAUCUUACCCACUACUGUCUACCCACUUAUACUGGCGUUUUUACAUAAGCAAAAACUUCGUUCUUCCGCCAAAUGGUUUACAAAAGAGACCGGAACGAAAAUGCCUGCUGAUGAUGGUAUAUCUAUCUUAGAUAUCAUCCAGGACUAUUACAGACGACAGAAAAGAAAAAGGAAUAACGGCAACACUAGACACAGCCAAAGUGCUAAAGUUGCUAAAAUGGAAGCUUCAAGUUCGAAAGAUAGCGAUGAUAUUUCUGAAGAAUCGGACGACUCGAAUCAGGCUAGCACUGGUAAACGUGCAACAAAACGGAAAUCGAAAAUAAGUAGCAAAUCAGGCAAUAAAUCAAAGAGGGCAAAACUUGCAAAGAACAAAUCUGAAAGUUCUGAAAGUUCUACCACUUCAGAUGAUAGCGAUGAUGAUAGCUCUAUCGAAAAUGAGACUUUAAAUGAGUCUAAAAAUUCUGAAAUAAGUGUGGAAGAGCAAGCCAGCACCGAUGAUAGUGACGAUACCUCAGAUAGUGAUAAUGAAUCCAGUAGCUCACAAGAUGAAAAUAGUAAGAAUGAAUCGCCUACUGUCGAUAUCAGCAGUGACAAUUCUUCUGAUUCCAACAGUUCCGAUGAAGAGAAUGUAACAAAAGGGUCCGACGACACAAACGAAUCUGAUGACUCUGAUAGUGAAGAAGCAUCUGACUCAGCUAAAUUGGAGAGUAAAUCUGGUAGCUCUGACGACUCUGAAGACUCUGAAGCAUCAGAUAAGUCUGCUUCCAGUGAUAGUGAUUCAUCUGAUGAAAGCGAGGACGAGUCAGAGAACAACACGUCUAAAGGAAAUGCUAAAGCUAGCUCUGAUGAAUCGGAAGAUUCUGACGAAAGUUCCGAGAGUGAAAGUGAUGAUUCAGAUGAUUCCGAUAAUUCUUCAAAUGAUGAACAAAGUGAUGACGUAGUAAAUUCCACCGAAAUUCAAAAAUCGAAUAUUCAAGAACCUAAUUCUCAUAACUCAUCUGUUUCAAAGAACGGCAAUGGACCUAAGGGAAGCAAAACCGCUCCCUUCCGUCGUGUAAAUAUAGAAGUCUCUAAUAUUGAAAGCCAAUUUCGAGAUAAUUCCUUUGAAGCAAAGAAAAAUGCCAAGAAUUCUUGGGGGGAUAAAGCUAAUAAAGAUUUAAAGUUUACAAAAGGAAAGUCAUUCAGGCAUGAAAAAACAAAGAAAAAGCGUGGCAGUUAUCGUGGUGGAUCUAUCGAUAUGUCUGUUAAUUCUAUAAAAUUUGAUGACUAA